AAAAAACAGUAUCUCCUUGAAAAACAUUUGAGAGACGAUGAUCAAAUAGUAAAAUCACCAAGCAACAUUCUUGAAUGCUACUUGUUUUGUGGCUUAGUUAAAUCUCGAAGAUAGAGUUGUUACUAGUUCUUCCGUUUGGUCGUGGGACAGACUACAACUAUCUCCAAGAAGCGUAUGAUCGUGCCUCUAAGCCAAGCAAGUUUUAUUUUAAAUUUGUUGUAUAAUUAUCAUUAUUAUUCUAACAAUAAAAGCGUAACAUGUGAUGUGUGGAUUAGGUGUACGUCACGAGUUUAAACUCUGUGUUGUAUUUACAUUGAAGAAGGAUAGAGAGGGGUUCAUUCCACUGAAUUUCGAACCGUUCCCCAAUUGAAAAAUGACACUCAGAUUUAUUAUAAUAAAAGAAGUUCCUUGUUGAAAAUCAAUGAGGAGAAAAAAAGGAAAAGUCACGUUAUAGAAGAAGGAAUAUUCAACUUUUUAACAGUCAUUCCUAGUUCAAAUUUUCAUGCCAUACUUUUCCAUAUGUGCUGAAUGUUGGGUCUAAUAACACUUAGGAAUAACAAUCCAAUUCUAUAUAUCACGAUUUGUCUUCUACUUUGAAAAUUGAUACUCAAUAGUAGCUACAGUCAAAGAUUACAGCUAAGAAAAUAUCAUCUUACAAACAAAUGCCUUUCUUUUAUGACUUUCCUAACGUAUGUUGUUGUUUUAAGUUGGAAUUUCCAUACUUCAUUUGCCUCUUCUGCUACUGUUGUACAUUCCAACUUCUUUUCAUUUUUGAAUGUUCUCAAGUUAAGGUCUUUGCUUAUUGCUGAAGGAAUCAGUAAGUCAUUCAUGAGAAAAUCUUUCACUUCAGGUGUGGUGCGUGAAUUGAAGGAAGUAAUAAGAAUCAUCCUUUCUCUUUCAAGCACAAAGAGUAGUUCGACAAUAGAGAUGACACAAUAUAUGGACAUGGAACCUAACCUAGCUAUGGUUAUUUAAAUCCUUAACUGAGGGGUUUUAUAAAAUAGUGAACAGGAGCAUUGUCACAUACGAACCUGAUCCAUGUGAUAAAAAACAUUUUUUGGAGAACCAACCAAUCCAACCUCAACACUGACUCCGCGCCAAACUUACUGCAGUAUCACUGAUCACUAUCAAAACUCGAAUAAGCCUUCUUCGUUCUUGUUGUUCAAUUUUAUCAGUAAGUUAAGAACCCGAGUGUAAAAUGUCACACUGGUAUACACAAGAUCAGUUCAUCUUGACAGCUGAUGGGAAAUAUUCAAUUUUACUAAGGGCUUGCAGUGCAUGAUAGAUUGCUUACAAAGGUUAGAUUGGAGCACCUUCAUAUGCAUGUAGAUGAUGUUCACUGCUGCCUAUGUCAACAGUCAUGUGUGGAAACUAGCAGACACUAAUUUGUUGAUUGUGACUUCGCUAAAUCAGCGAGAGCUGGAGUAGAACGUUGGUUAAAUAUUACUUUGCCUGCUGCAGACUUGAAGAGUACUUUGACAGUGAUCAACAGGAAGCGCUGGAGGAAGUUUAAGAAACAAGUAGUCGCAGCUCUAUGGGGUGCUAUGCUGUAUUAUGUUUGGAAAGCUCGGAAUUGGAAACGGUUUAGAGUUAUACAGCUACAAAGUACAGAUAUAGUAGGGCAACUUACUAGUGAGAUUGUUGAUAGGAUAGAGCAUCUUCAACAUACAAAGAGAGCUAUUAGAAGUAGAGUUUUUUGGCAGACAUUUUUGUAAGUAGAGUGUUUUGAGUUCUCAGGGGGCCUAAUUGAUCAUAGCAACCUUCCUAGAAGGGGGUUACGAGAUUGGGUGCCUUUAGUUUGUAAGUUCUUGUUUGUUUAAUGGUAAUUUUUACAUUCGUUGCCAAAAAAAAACUAUGGUAAAACAAAUGUUACUUCCUAAGUCAUUUGUUGAGUUCUUUACCAGAAAGUUAGCAAAGCUCCAGUCAACAUCAAUCCCAGUAAGGAGAAGAAAAGUCCCAAUAUCAAACAUGGACAACUAGGACAAAGGGAUAACAUUCAACUUAGUUCGAAAUUUCAAAUGCACUUCUCUUCCAUGCAAAGUGAAAUUAUCCAAAUAGAGCAUACUAGUCAAAUGCAAUACUUUGAUUUUGCAGCAGUAGGGAAAUAACAUUUCCAGUCCAUAUCAUUACUGUAAUUCCAAAGUUUUCCAAGCACAGAAAAAGGAAAAUACAAUAUCAUCUUAAAAGUCAUCUUUACCCUAUCCAAACAAGUAGUUAAGCAGAUGGGAAUAGAUUCAUUUCGAUGAUCGUCUAAGUCAUUGAUAAAAAUUAAAGAUUUUACAGAUGAACUAUUCAUAUGUGUAAGAAUUUUUUUUCCCUUGAAAUAUGUUUUUGGUCAAAGAACAGUUUAGUUUUUUUGUAAAAAGGAAUCAUGGCUUUACCCUUUGUCAAACAUUUGUUGAAACUUUUGAUCAUUGUACUUGUUGAGAACCUUACGCUGUCUCAAUUUCCUGAUUAUCAUAUGGUGAAAAUCCCCACAACCUGGAUAAACAAUAAUGUUUCGGCUAUCAAUGUAACAAAGCCCUUGACAUACCCUUAUUACUCAUUCAAUCAAUCUUCUGGACCUUUCAUGCGAAUUCUGAUGCUCAAAGAGAUAGAUAAGGACAUGGGAUAUGCUUGUGGGUUUGCUUCAAAUGGAGAAGAUGACUCCUUUGUGCUUUCCAUUGGAAUUGUACGUCUUCAUCAGGACUAUGUAGGAGCUCAGCACUGGACUAACCUUGAGCUGGUCUGGUUUGCAAACAGAAACCAUCCCAUUCGUGAAAACGGAACACUGCAAUUGCUGCAAGAUGGAGAUUUUGUAUUAAAAGAUGUGGAUGGAACUCUUGUGUGGUCUACAAGCACGGCGAAUAAGUUCAUAUCAGGCAUUAAGAUGAUGGAGACUGGAAACCUUGUGCUUCAUGACAUGUAUAAUCAGACUGUCUGGCAGUCUUUUGAUCAUCCAACAGAGGCACUGCUUCCAGGUCAGAAGUUAAGGGCUGGUCAAAGACUUGUUCCUAGAUCUUCUUCAUCCAAUUGGACUGAAGGUAACUACUAUCUCUCUGUAACCAAUCAAGGCUUGUUUGCAUUUUAUAUAUCAGACAAGCCACAGAUGUAUUUUAAGUUCUUGGUUAGGGGAGAAAGGGAUAGCUUUGGUGAAAGUUAUGUCAAAGCAGUGAAUGGUACUCUUGCCUUGUACAUAUCCUCAACUGAGCCAAAUGAGCCUAAUGCUGUGAUCUCAAGACCUUCUAGGAUGAAAUUUUUGAGAUAUGAUUAUGAUGGACAUCUUCGAGCCUACACCGAGGGAAGUGAUCAGCCAAAUGAUCUUUUGACAGAUUUCAUUGGUUUUUGUGAUUACCCCACAGCCUGUGGCAGUAUGGAACUUUGCUCAAAUGGAUUAUGUUCUUGUCCGGGUUCAUUGAGAAAAAGUAAUGAUCGACAAAACAAUGGAUGUGUAGAAAUUAGUCCGGUGAAAUGUGAUGGACCACAUUCCCACAGAAUGGAGCGUGUUACGGAUGUCUAUUACUUUAACUAUGUCGACAUUGAUGCAGCAGCUCUGAGAGGUACAGAUGAGGAAAGCUGUCAAGACUUGUGCUUGAAGAACUGCGCUUGUAAAGUAGUUCUCUUCCGGUAUUUCACUAACUUUUCAAGCGGUGACUGCUAUUUACCCUCCCCUGUUCUGUCACUUAUAAACGAUGAAAAGGAAAGACGUGUCUAUGAGUCAUCUGCAUUCAUCAAGUUACCAAAUGAUGCAGAAAAAAGCAAGUCUACAGCUGCAAGAAGAAUUGGCAUUAUAGCUGGAUCAACUGUUGGAACAGUUCUUCUGAUAGCAUUAACUGCUGGCAUCUUCAUUGCUUUCAACAGAAAGAAAACAUUACAAGAAAAUGAUGAUGAUUACUCAGAGGAGAUAUCUGGCAUUCUAAGAUUUUCUUAUGAACAGCUGAAGAUGGCAACUAGGAAUUUCCAACAAAGGCUUGGUCACGGAGGUUUCGGCUCAGUUUAUGGAGGAGUUCUUCAAGAUGGUCAGAGAGUAGCAGUGAAGGUUCUUGAUGGUUUUGGCCAGGGGAAGAAAGAAUUCUUGGCAGAGAUCCAGACCAUAGGAAGCAUCCAUCAUGUUAAUCUUGUUAGGCUAAUUGGAGUUUGUGCUGAGAAAGAGCACAAGCUAUUAGUUUAUGAUUUCAUGAGUAAUGGAUCAUUGGAUAAAUGGAUUUUUGGCACAACCUCUACUCAAUUUACCCUUGAUUGGCAAAUAAGAAGAAGAAUCAUCCAUGAUAUAGCAAAAGGAUUGGCUUAUCUUCAUGAAGAAUGUAUGCAAAGAAUAGUCCACUUAGAUGUUAAGCCGCAGAACAUUCUGUUGGAUGACAAUCUUUGUGCAAAAGUAUCGGAUUUUGGCCUGGCCAAGUUGGUGGAUAAAGAUCAGAGCAGGAUAGUGACCAGAAUUAGGGGAACCCCUGGAUACUUGGCUCCUGAAUGGUUUAGCGCGUUCAUCACAGAAAAAGCAGAUGUCUACAGCUUUGGAGUUGUUGCAAUGGAGAUCCUCUGUGGACGCAAGAACUUGGACUAUUCACACUCAUUGGAACAUCCACAUCUGCUUAGUUUGUUUAUGACAAAAGCUCAAAACAAUCAGCUGAUCGAUAUGAUCGGAAACUACAGCGAUGAUCCACAAUGCAAUACAUCAGAAGUCAUCCGUAUGAUGAAGCUUGCUGUCUGGUGCUUACAGAGUGAUUUUACUCUGAGGCCUUCCAUGUCCAUGGUGGUUAAAGUAUUAGAGGGGACAAUGGACAUUGAAUCUCACUUAGACUAUAAUGUUCCAAAUUUACAAACAAUUGCAACAAUCCAAAGAGUGACAGACACCACGUCUACCUUGUUCCCUUCAAUUCUUUCAGGACCUAGGUAAGGCUUUUUAAGUGCGAUAACGAAGAGAGUUUGAGAAUUCCUCUCCUUUAUCCUAUUUCUUGUCUGAUUCCUGUGAUCAUCGUUAUCAUGGAGAUAUAUUGGUUUCAUUUGUUUAUUUUUCUAUGACUUAAUAAGAUCUACAAUUGAGAUUCAUGGUGUAA
Messenger RNA from Capsicum annuum, 5033 nucleotides. RefSeq names its product G-type lectin S-receptor-like serine/threonine-protein kinase SD2-5. Gene Ontology annotation, biological process: protein phosphorylation. Bases 2372 to 4873 code for a protein of 833 amino acids. NCBI's taxonomy places the organism in Eukaryota, Viridiplantae, Streptophyta, Magnoliopsida, Solanales, Solanaceae. The record is from RefSeq and is a predicted model, not a curated record. Gene Ontology annotation, molecular function: protein serine/threonine kinase activity; ATP binding. The transcript has a single exon.